Messenger RNA from Saccostrea echinata, 840 nucleotides. RefSeq lists its product as uncharacterized. NCBI's taxonomy places the organism in Eukaryota, Metazoa, Mollusca, Bivalvia, Ostreida, Ostreidae. The record is from RefSeq and is a predicted model, not a curated record. The transcript has a single exon. The coding region runs from base 1 to 840 and encodes 279 amino acids.
AUGCACACCAAACCUCAGGGUCAUAAUCUGCCAUCUACCAAAGGACUACAGCUGAACACACCUCGAGGUCAUAGUCUCAUAUCUACCAAAGGACUACAGCUGAACACACCUCAGGGUCAUAAUCUCCCAUCUGCCAAAGGACUACAGCUGAACACACCUCAGGGUCAUAAUCUCCCAUCUGCCAAAGGACUACAGCUGAACACACCUCAGGGUCAUAAUCUCCCAUCUACCAAAGGACUACAGCUGAACAGACCUCAGGGUCAUAAUCUCCCAUCUACCAAAGGACUACAGCUGAACACACCUCAGGGCCAUAAUCUCCCAUCUACCAAAGGACUACAGCUGAACACAUCUCAAGGUCAUAAUCUCCCAUCUACCAAAGGACUACAGCUGAACACACCUCAAGGUCAUAAUCUCACAUCUAUCAAAGGACUACAGCUGAACACACCUCAAGGUCAUAAUCUCCCAUCUACCAAAGGACUACAGCUGAACACACCUCAGGGUCAUAAUCUCACAUCUAUCAAAGGACUACAGCUGAACACACCUCAAGGUCAUAAUCUCUCAUCUACCAAAAGACUACAGCUGAACACACCUCAGGGUCAUAAUCUCACAUCUAUCAAAGGACUACAGCUGAACACACCUCAAGGUCAUAAUCUCUCAUCUACCAAAAGACUACAGCUGAACACACCUCAGGGUCAUAAUCUACCAAAGGACUACACCCUAUACACCUCACCUCAGGGUCAUAAUCUACCAAAAGACUAUACCCUAUACACCUCACCUCAGGGUCAUAAUCUCCCUUAUACCAAAGAACUACACCCUAUACACCUCACCUCAGGGUCAUAA